AUGGGCACAGCAGGAGUACAGACCCAUGAACUCAGCACAGGGAUGGUGGGAACCCCUCAUAACGGGCACAGCAGGUGUAUAGACUUGGGAAUUCAGUACAGGGAUUGUGGGAACCCCGUAUACUGGGUAGAUCAAGUAUACAGACUUGGGAACUCAGCACAGGGAUGGUGGAAACCCCUUAUAAUGGGCACAGCAGGUGUACAGACCCUUGGGAACUCAGUGCAGGCAGGAUUAUAGAAACCCCUCAAUAUGGGUA
This is a messenger RNA of Staurois parvus, 256 nucleotides long. NCBI's taxonomy places the organism in Eukaryota, Metazoa, Chordata, Amphibia, Anura, Ranidae. The record is from the annotation of a GenBank genome assembly.